Lepus europaeus (European hare) is the source of this 4374-nucleotide messenger RNA. RefSeq names its product WASP like actin nucleation promoting factor (gene WASL). The transcript has 11 exons. Gene Ontology annotation, cellular component: actin filament; cytoplasm. Gene Ontology annotation, biological process: actin filament polymerization. The record is from RefSeq and is a predicted model, not a curated record. The coding region runs from base 290 to 1807 and encodes 505 amino acids. Gene Ontology annotation, molecular function: microtubule binding; actin binding. Lineage: Eukaryota; Metazoa; Chordata; Mammalia; Lagomorpha; Leporidae.
CGGCCGCCGCCGGCGCCGCAGGAGGCUUGGAGGAGGAGUUGGGAGUUUAGCGCAGUCGCCGGAGUGCGAGGACAACGACCAUCGGGCCUAAGCCUAGCCGGCCUGGAGCUGGGAGCGUCCUUUCCUCCGCGCGGCCCGCCGUCAGCUCCUCCUCCCCGCGCCGGAGGAGCUUCGAGAUGCUGCGCUGGUGACUCCGCUGCUUCUCGCCCCUGUCACUGAGAAGGGGGGACGAGCGUGGCCCACUCACCGGAGGACACGGCCCUGGACUCUCCUCCCCGCCGGCGCAACCAUGAGCUCCGGGCAGCAGCAGCAGCCGCCGCCGCCGCGGAGGGUCACCAACGUGGGGUCCCUGCUGCUCACCCCGCAGGAGAACGAGUCCCUGUUCACGUUCCUCGGCAAGAAAUGUGUGACAAUGUCUUCAGCAGUGGUACAGUUAUAUGCUGCAGAUCGGAACUGUAUGUGGUCAAAGAAAUGCAGUGGGGUUGCUUGUCUAGUUAAGGACAAUCCACAGAGAUCUUAUUUUUUAAGAAUAUUUGACAUUAAGGAUGGGAAACUGUUGUGGGAACAAGAGUUAUAUAAUAACUUUGUAUAUAAUAGUCCUAGAGGAUAUUUUCAUACCUUUGCUGGAGAUACUUGUCAAGUAGCUCUUAAUUUUGCCAAUGAAGAAGAAGCAAAAAAAUUCCGAAAAGCAGUUACAGAUUUGUUGGGUCGACGACAAAGGAAAUCUGAAAAAAGACGAGAUCCCCCAAAUGGUCCUAAUCUACCCAUGGCUACAGUUGACAUAAAAAACCCAGAAAUCACAACAAAUAGAUUUUAUGGUUCACAAGUCAACAAUAUAUCCCAUACCAAAGAAAAGAAGAAAGGAAAAGCUAAAAAGAAGAGAUUAACCAAGGCAGAUAUUGGAACUCCAAGUAAUUUCCAGCACAUUGGACAUGUUGGUUGGGAUCCAAAUACAGGCUUUGAUUUGAAUAAUUUGGAUCCAGAAUUGAAGAAUCUUUUUGAUAUGUGUGGAAUCUCAGAGGCACAACUUAAAGACAGAGAAACAUCAAAAGUUAUAUAUGACUUUAUUGAAAAAACGGGAGGUGUGGAAGCUGUUAAAAAUGAACUGCGAAGGCAAGCACCACCACCUCCACCACCAUCAAGGGCAGGGCCACCUCCUCCUCCACCCCCUCCGCAUAGCUCAGGCCCUCCCCCUCCUCCUGCCAGGGGAAGAGGUGCCCCUCCACCACCACCUUCAAGAGCCCCCACAGCUGCACCUCCACCUCCGCCUCCUUCGAGGCCAGGUGUAGGAGUCCCUCCACCACCGCCAAAUAGGAUGUACCCUCCUCCGCCUCCAGCCCUUCCCUCCUCAGCACCUACAGGGCCUCCACCACCACCACCACCUCCACCUCUGUCAGGCAUUCUGGCACCGCCCCCACCACCACCACCUCCUCCACCAGGGCCACCACCUCCCCCUGGCCUGCCUUCUGAUGGGGACCAUCAAGUUCCAGCUCCUGCAGGAAGCAAAGCAGCUCUUUUAGAUCAAAUUAGAGAGGGUGCUCAGCUAAAGAAAGUGGAACAGAACAGUCGACCGGUGUCCUGCUCUGGAAGGGAUGCACUUUUAGACCAGAUUCGACAGGGUAUUCAGCUGAAGUCUGUAUCUGAUGGCCAAGAGUCUACACCACCAACACCUGCACCCACUUCGGGAAUUGUAGGUGCAUUAAUGGAAGUGAUGCAGAAAAGGAGCAAAGCCAUUCAUUCCUCAGAUGAGGAUGAUGAAGAAGAUGAUGAAGAAGACUUUGAGGAUGAUGAUGAAUGGGAAGACUGAUCUAUAUGUUAUAUAUAUAUUUUUAAGGUGAAAUACUAAACACUACUUUCUGUCUAUGGAUUCUGUAAAAUUAUCAUGUAAAUGUUCUACCAAUUUGCUGUAUAUUUUUGUUGCCUUGUUUUUUUGCUUUUUUUUUAAUUAAUCUGUGCAAUACCUCAUGUAAUCUGUAAAGGUUUGUCAUAAUACUCUACAAAGCUACUCCCUGUUACUUGUGUGCAAGUUUACACCAGGAUGCUCACUUGAUUUGUGAAUAUUUUUUCAUUCCAUCAACAAGGGAGUUUAAAUAUUGUAUGUGAGACUGACAAAAACCUUAAUGUAAUUUAGUUAUAAUGCCAGAAGGAAAACACUAUUUUCAUACCCUACUUUUUCUGUACCUAAAUUUUCUUAUAAAAACCUAGUAUAGCACUACAUUGUUUUUUAAGUGAUGCAAACCUUAGUUUCUUUAGACCCUUCAUUUUGAAUACAAUGCUACAUAUGAAUGUUGAAGCUGAUACAUUGCACAGUUCUCUAGACAUCACCACACUGAUACAGUUUCUCAAAUUUUAGCAAUACACUCUACAUAAAAUCACUACAGAGACACUGGUGGGGAGAAUCAAUAACACGCCUGUGACAGCAGUGUUGCCUUUUGUUGGUACAAUGGUAUUUACAGGCUGGGAUCAUAUGGAGCCCUUCCAUGCCUGUACUCGACUGACUGAGGCUAUGUUUGUGCUGUAACAAAUGUGGCAGACUCUUUUUGGCAAAAAUUCAUAAAAUAUUUUUGGUAUUAUUCUGAAAAAAAAAAGAUUUAAGUUGAGAUUUGGAAAGUAAUUUUCUUCUACAUGAACUGAAGAGGGUCAUGCAUUAUGGUUACUCCAACAUUUGGUCUGAAAUGCUAUAGAGAUCAAAAUAUUAUUAAAAUGAUAUGAAAUUAAGUAUUUUAUUUUGCAAUUUGUAUAGAUUGAGUAUUGAGAAGUUCCAAACAUAAAAUCUUACCUGAUUGGCAAAAGUAUGUACUGUAAUGCUGAACCUAACAUUCUGUAUAGUUUUAUUUUAAUAAUUUCUUGAGAUUUUCAUCAAAUGUCAGGUGAAAGGUUACAUUUUCCUUAAAGAUUUGUUAACCUAAUGUCAAAUUUCUUGGAAUACAUACCUAAAUGAUAGCUUUUUAAAAAUGAAACUUUACAACCUGCACAUUUGUUAUGCAUACUAAAUGGUGUGUUGCAAUUAGGAUUUCCUUGCCUUUCUACAGUAAUACACUAAUUUGCCUAAAGGCGGUUGUUUCAUAUUUAUAGCACUAAUUAUCAUGCCUACCUACUUUAAACUUUAGGUAGAAAAUUAUUUGAUUUAAAUACAGACAUAUUUUUCUCACAUUGAGUCAUGUGCAGAAUGUAGUUCCAAAUGUAUUUCAUUACUGUAGUCACAAUAUCCAACUAAAAGUUAUGGUAUCCAGAAUUGUACCGACCAAAAUCUAGUAUUGGCAUGAUCUUGACAGGCUGGACCUGCAAGAUGUGGCUUGAAUUUUAACCAGUUAUUACAUAAUCUUUAGUGAUCAUGCAUCUAGUUAUCAUAAGAAGUAAUUUAAAAGGUUUUGUUGCUGAAAGCAGUAAGUGGUGCAGUAAAAUAGUUAAGUUAUUCAAAGAAUGUUACCUUCCUUGCAAGAGUAAUUUAAGCACAUGGGAAAGAUUCUAGGCUUUUUUGUUUCCUGCAAAAACAGUGCCCUCUGCUGCUUGAAACCUUCUUCUGCUUACUAUCAUUUUUAUUGUGGCUUGAGCUCAGUGAGUCGGUGUGGAUGUGGCUGGACAUCUAGGAACCAAUGAAAUUAGGAAUUUGUGCAAAUGGUAAAUAGAAUAUUAUGAUUAUUUUAAAUAACAUCAAACCUCUUCCUAUUUAAAAUUUUUGACAGUAUAAAAAACUUUCCUAGAAAUGUCUUUAAGAUAAUGCCAAAUUUUAGAUCACUUAACUUUUGGCCAAUUCAGUUUUUCUAGCUAGCUUUCGUUUGGUAAAUAUUCAUCAGACUCUGCUCUGAGCAGAACUCUUUGAGUUGAAAACAGAAUUUUAAACAAUUAAAAUGAGCAUAUAACUUGCCAAAGGUAAUUGAGUAGUGUUGUUUUUUUCCUUUAAUUAAAAAAAGACUGUUGUUGCACAAUCUAAACUAUUAUUGGUUGAAACAACAGCUGUGGAGUUCAGUCCAGGCAUGAGUAUUAAAUCUGCUUUACCAAGUAAGAUACAAGGUUGCAUGUUUCAGUCCUCCACCAUCUCGCAUUGUGAGCAGCACUAUACCUGUGCAUUGUCUGAAAGCCUCGCGUAUAUACUCCAGCUAAAUGAUUGUCUGGUAGCCUUCACGUUUUAACAAACUAGCAUGAGGCUUUUUAUAUCUAAGUGCUACGUGAUAGACAAUUUCAGCUAGCCACAUAUUGUAUGUAUGAGAUUCAUAAAGACUUUCAAUCAUUCAUUUCCAUUUAUCAACUGAAAUUUUGUUUUAGUAUGUGAAUUUUUUUUGAAAUGUAUAGUGAAUAGGAUGUUGCACUGGUGGCAAUUCAUCAUGGAGCAUAAUAAAAUUAAUUUGACCCAAACAGUAUAAAAUAGUGUGC